GCCCAUGGUGCGCCGCCGGUCUCGUUCCUGUGUGGUCGGUCGUCAGGACGGACCCGCUGCGAGGGCUCGUCGCCGGGCUGCGCCGCCGGCGCGUGGCGCUGCUGCUGCUGCUGCUGCUGCUGGGCGCGGCGGCGUGGCGGACCGCCCGGUGGGAAGACGUCGCCGCGCGGCGCUGCGGCCGGUGUGCUUCGUGAAGACGCACAAGUGCGCCAGCUCGUCGGUGCAGAACGUGCUGCUGCGCUACGGACGCACCAACUACCUGGGCCACCCGCGGCCCUUCCACCGCUCCAUGGCGCCGCCGUUCGGCGUGCUCGCGCACCACGCGCGCUUCCGCGAGGCCGUGCUGCGGCCGCGCUUCCUCACCAUCGUGCGCGAGCCGGCCGCGCUGUUCGAGUCGCUCUACUCCUACUACGACCUCGGGGCCAAGACGCGCCUGAGCCUCGAGCAACUGGCGUCGGGGAGCCGGUCGCUGAGCGCUCGGCUGGCGCGCAGGCGGACCCGCAGCAAGCUGGGCUUCAACCAGAUGAGCUUCGACCUGGGCCUGGAGCCGGCGCAGUUCGCCAACGCGUCCGCGGUGCGCCGCUUCGUCGAGCGGCUGGACGCCACCUUCGACCUGGUCAUGGUGGCCGAGCGCAUCAACGAGUCCCUGGUGCUGCUCUGCGCGGACCUCGACGACGUGGUCGUCUUCAGGCACAACGCUCGCCAGGUUCGUGUGCAGACACGUUGUGGCCUUCGCAGACCAGCUACCGGCGUCCCCCGAGCGGCCGGCUGGCGGCGCGAGCUGAACGCGGCCGACGUGCAGCUGUACGAGCACUUCGCGCGGCGCUUCGAGCAGCGCGUGCGCCGCUUCGGCAUGGCGCGCGAGCUGCGGCUGCUCGAGCAGCGCACCCGCCACUGGCACCGUGCGGGACACGCGGCCGGCCGACGACGCCCGGGGCUUCUGGGUCAGCGCCAAGGUGCUGCUGUUCCGCCCAAAGAACGGCAGCUCGCAGGAGUGCGCGCGCAUGACGCUGCCGGAGUUGGUGUUCACGGAGCGGCUCAGGAAGAAGCAGUCGGGAAACGCCGCCACUAGGCGUGCACGCGGCCGAAGGGAGAACGCGUCAUCGAUACAACCGGUGCACGUACAAGUACAACGUUAUUUACACGAGAAGUAUAACAUAUGCAAUACUUAUUUUGAUAUGCAAAAGACGCCGAAGAUGUUCUCACUACAAGGACUCAGUUUCGGCAGCCUCAACGUCAACGAAAUUCGUCAAGCAGCGCGAGCGGGUGUCGCGAUUGUUGCGUGAUGACGCUUGUCGGUGCGUUGCCUACGGCGACCCGAGCGCGGCCUCACGUCGGUCGCGGCGCACCGACGCCUGCGCAGCUGCGAGAGAACGCGUCGCACGGUGGCCGAUCGCCCGACGCCGAAACGCGGAUGCCACGGGCCGAGCUCAUUGCACAGCUCGUGACGGGCACUGCUGGCCGGUCGGUGUUAAGAAAAGGAAAUCCAUCGGCCCUCUGUGAACAAGGACGAGCUGGGGCGUGUUUUACCUUCUGUGCCUAGCUGCUGCGCUCAACACGCGUCCGGCCCAUGCCACAGCUCCGUGGACACCGGCGAUAAAGUCGCGCAGGUGACGUCACCACAGCGCGCCCACUGGGCCGUGCACGGCGAGACUCGGCGCGAGCGGCGUUGACUGGAGCGCGCGAAACACGUUUGCUUGUCAUUUGCGAUUGUGCAUGCUUCCUACAGUCAAUUAGCUGAACGAGGCUUGGAAGGACUGUAGCUUUAUAUUCUAGCGAACAAACAUGGGGCAGUCCGUUUACCUCACAAUAUUUGCAACUUCAUCUGCAACGCUACGUAAUUAAGAAAAGUAGAUGAAAAUCGGCGUAAUGCUAGAGUCGUCUGAGCGGCUAAUUGUCGUAUAGUUUGUGGACAGUUUCGACAAGAAUUACAGCCGUUUUAUGUAACCAUACUGCCUACCUAGACGGCCAUGUAUUGACUGCAGGCGGGAAUUCUGCAACGUUUACAAGUUCACUGUGAACCAACUAAUUAUGACAAACAAAUGAAAGUCGCCGUAAUGAUAGAGUCGUCUUUGCGGCCAAUUUCAGUUUGAUUUUUCCCAGAUACCGGCGACAACAUUUCUGUCAUGCCGACGCGGACGGGCAUCGAUCGGCUGCGCUCGGUGUCGACACGAUUGCAACAACGCUGAAAUAAAACAGGAUACACAACUUGCA
Messenger RNA from Dermacentor albipictus, 2214 nucleotides. Lineage: Eukaryota; Metazoa; Arthropoda; Arachnida; Ixodida; Ixodidae. The record is from RefSeq and is a predicted model, not a curated record.